GCCUGGAAAAGCAAUCGUGCACUCCGCCAUCGCUCCCGCAAUUAUCCGAAUGGCGCUCUUCCUCAGUCCACACAUCCCCAUUCUUGCUUUCUUCUCACACCACACUUCCUCGCUUUGUAAAUUCGCGGUGCUCGGAGCUGCGUAGCGAGAAGCCUCCAAGUUACGUUGCUGCACAAAGAUCCAACUGCUCAAACAAGCGGGACUGAAUUGGGUGAAAAAUGGAAGUGGGUGCAUAUGCCUCGCCUGUGGCGAAUUGUCGCACGUUUUCGUUGGCGUCUACUCGAGGCAGCGCACAGACGGGCAAUACCCAUCAUAGUAAAGUGGCUGUAGGACGAGCAUUGCAAUUUUCUAGUGUUAAGUUGCUUCAAUCCGAGCUGCAGGUGUGUGGCAGGAGUGGGAUUCGUGGCGUGAAGCAUGUGAGAGGGAGCAGGGGAGUGUGUGCCCAGCUUGCGGAUCCCAACCAGCUUGUGGAUGGAGAUCAAUCUAAAGCCGCCGCGUCGAAGUGUAUCCUCGUUGUUGGCGCAACCGGAGGUGUAGGGCAGCUGGUAGUGGCAGCUUUACUGGAUAGAGGCAUACCUGUUAAAGCAGUUCUUCGUGACGCAAAAAAAGCUCAAACUCUCUUCGGUCAGCAUGAUCCAGAGGCUUUUCAGGUGCUUGUUGGAGACACACGGCGACCUGAAACCAUGCCCUCGUCUAUGUUUGAGGGUGUAACUCAUGUGAUAUGCUGCACUGGUACUACGGCGUUUCCUUCUAAGCGUUGGGAUGGUGACAAUGGACCAGAAAAGACAGACUGGGAAGGAGUGCGCAACCUGGUGGCAGCUGUGCCAAAGAGCGUCCAACAUGUCGUGUUGGUGUCAUCGAUAGGAGUUACGAAAUCCAACGAGCUUCCAUGGAACAUCAUGAAUCUUUUCGGAGUUUUAAAAUACAAAAAGAUGGGAGAGGAAUUCUUACGCGACUCAGGGCUUCCUUACACUAUCAUCAGGCCAGGUCGGUUAACGGACGGACCUUACACGUCUUAUGAUCUAAACACAUUGCUAAAAGCCACUUCCGGUACUCGUCGUGAUGUGAUUAUAGGCCAAGGUGAUAAUUUAGUUGGGGAAGCAAGUAGGGUAGUGGUAGCGGAAGCUUGCAUUCAAGCACUAGAUAUCCCAUGUACAAUUGGACAAACCUAUGAGAUCAGCUCUGUCGAGGGAGAAGGUCCAGGAAAGGAUACCGCCCGGUGGGAAGCUCUCUUCAGAAACCCACAAAAGCCUUGAAGUGCAAGCGUAGCAGCACCCAUCUUGUUUGGGCAUCUUUCUCCUCGAGCCAGCCUUAAUUUAGUCGCUGUAUGAGCCGAGAAUCCAAAUAAGAUUUACUCGGCAACUUGACUGGGUUACAUGUUCCCCAAUUUGUACCAUGUUUCUUCUUCGCAAUGAAAUUGCGAUAUUGCCUUCGGGCACGGUAA
Molecule: messenger RNA, 1444 nt
Organism: Physcomitrium patens
Lineage: Eukaryota; Viridiplantae; Streptophyta; Bryopsida; Funariales; Funariaceae
Source: RefSeq, a predicted model, not a curated record